GCUGUUAGUUCAACCGUAGCGUGCUAUUUGCUCAUACCGGGCGGAUAAAAUUAUUUACUUUUUUUGUGAAUGAAAAAGAAAACAAAUUAAAUAAAUAAUAAUAAUAAUGUCAGCUAACAAAGAUACCAGCAAUGUUCCCAAAUGGUUAGAAGCCCGACUAUUCGAGGGUGUUUUAAAGGAAAAUGUUCCAAAUUAUAAGGAAAUUAAAGAGUUCAAAGCUUAUGCGGGACUACCGGCCGGUGAAAAUUAUUCAACGGUUAUUACGCGCAUUGAAAUUGAUGCAGAGUUACAAGAUGGUUCCACAGUCAAAAAAUUCUUUAUUCUCAAAACGGAGCAUGAAUCAGAUCUCUACAAAGAACUAACGGAGGGAGCUGACUGCUUCAAAUUCGAACAUGUAACGUAUGAGGAACUUAUUCCGGCCUUUGAAAAACUAUAUCAUGAGGCUGGCAAAGAAAUCAGCUUUGGAGCUAAAUACUACAAAUUGCCCAUUAGCCGAGGUCAUCUGCUGUUGGAGGAUUUGUGUCAACGCAACUUUAAGAAUGCCAAUCGUUUGGAGUGCCUCGAUAUGAAACAUGCCAAACAGGUACUUAAGAAAAUGGCCGAAUGGCAUGCCGUAUCGGCGGUACACAAAGAAAAUAUUGGAAAAUAUGAUGAGGCGUUAAUCAUUGGGGCCUACAACGAUCAAUUGCGCAAAGGCAUUACGACAUUCUUUGAGGGCAUGACCAAGUACAUGUUGCGCUGCUUGCAUUUGUAUGAAAAUUCCGAGGAUUAUAAGGAGAAAAUUGAAAAACUAUUAAACUCAGUCAUCGAUGAGCUGUGGAAGGCAACCAAGGUGGAUGAUGCGGAUUUCAAUGUUUUGAAUCACUGUGAUUGCUGGACCAACAAUAUUAUGUUCCAAUAUGGCGAGGCGGGCCAAUUGUUGGAUACCUAUUUUGUAGAUCUUGCCAUGCCUAAAUAUGGCAGUCCUGCCCAGGAUUUAAUUUAUUUUAUACUCUCAUCAUUGCAAGCUGAUAUCAAAAUUAAACAAUUUGACCAUUUGAUCCAAUAUUAUCAUGAGAAUCUGGUGGAAAAUUUAGAAUUACUUAAAUAUCCAAAGGCCAAGCCAACGCUUAAAGAACUUCAUAUUCUAUUGCAUAAAUAUCGGAUUUGGGGUUAUUGCACCACAGUUGGUGUCUUGGCUGUUGCCCUACUGGAUUCUUCAGAAAUGUCCACAUUUGACAACUUUUUGGGUGACAGUGAUGAUGGCGAUAAAUUCAAGCUGAUGAUGUUCACCAAUAAACGUUAUAUCCAACAUGUCAAUGUCAUACUGCCAUGGCUUUUGAAUCGCGGUGCCUUGGACUUUUAAAUGACUAAUUUUUGUUACAAAGUUUGUAUUAAAGUACUUACCUUAU
Musca domestica (house fly) is the source of this 1391-nucleotide messenger RNA. RefSeq lists its product as uncharacterized. The transcript has 4 exons. The record is from RefSeq and is a predicted model, not a curated record. The coding region runs from base 107 to 1345 and encodes 412 amino acids. Lineage: Eukaryota; Metazoa; Arthropoda; Insecta; Diptera; Muscidae.